UGUUGCAGAGGAGCAUUUGACCGACAUUUACAGGCAGAGAUGACAGGUUUGAUAGAGAUUCCAUUUCUCGAUUUGGAAUUCUAUGAGAAACUUGGAGGUGGUGCAUAUGGAAGUGUCUAUAGAACACUAUGGAAGUCUAGGAAUCUUAUUGUUGCUGCAAAAAGGCUGCUCGUUCUGGAGAAUGAGGCCAAUGUUUUAAGCUCACUAAGUCACAAAAAUAUAGUGAAAUUCUUAGGAGCAAUGACAAAGGAACCCAAUUACUAUCUUGUAACAGAGUAUGCAGAGAAUGGCUGCCUGUAUGAUUAUCUACGAGGCUCAGAUGACAAUGGAAAUGAAUUCGCCAGACAUCCUCUUGACUUUCAGCAAAUACUCAAGUGGGCUCGAGAAAUUGCAUUAGGUAUUAACUACCUCCACACAGAGGCACCAGUGCGAGUCAUCCAUAGAGAUCUGAAGUCUAAAAAUGUUGUACUGAGCAUCGAUAUGAAAUGCAAGAUAUGUGAUUUUGGGGCCAGUCGUUUUGUGAUGAAUACAACCAAGAUGUCAUGGGCUGGGACAAUACCUUGGAUGGCCCCAGAGGUGAUACAGAGUCUGCCAGUAUCUGAGGGCUGUGAUGCAUGGUCGUAUGGUGUUGUAUUAUGGGAAUUGCUCACGCGUGAGAUCCCAUUUGAGAACUUGGAGGGCUUCCGAGUGUUCUGGGUGGUCGUCCAAGAUGGAGGGAGGUUGAUGAUUCCCACUACGUGCCCACCGAGCUUUGCAAAAUUAAUGAAAUGGUGCUGGGAAACAGAUCCAAAGAAAAGACCCACGUUCCGUCAGAUCUUGCUGAGUUUGGAUCACAUGAGAGGCGAUCCUGCUCUUGCUGUAUUGACAAAUUCAUUCCUGGAGAAUAAGAAGGAGUGGAAAGAUGAGAUUGAGUUGAAGCUGGAAGAAUUGAAGCAUGUUGAACACAACCUGAAGAACAAAGAAGAAGAGCUACAUCAUAGAGAGAACAAGAUACGCGAAUUCCAGAGCAACUACUACAAAAGAAAAGUAGACCCUACUAACGUCAACACAUGGGAAGAGGAUGACGUGGUAUCAUGGGUAAAUCAGUUGGAUUGUCAGGACGCCACGCGACAGCGAGAUCUGGGACAGUACAGCUCACUAUUCAAAGUCAACAAUAUCGUGGGAAAGAUGUUGUUAAAACUCAGCGAGGAAGAUUUCAGGAGAAUGGGCAUCACGUCUUUGGGACAUCUCUCUGAAUUCCAGGAAGAAAUUGGUGCUCUUCGGUUACAAAACGAGAGUCUCCAACAUUUCCCUCCGUUAGCGAGGACACGUAAAAUAUCGUCCGUCCCGUCUUCUACCGCAAAGAGCAUCGUAUUGAUCUUCAGCUGCUGCCUCCGUGUUGGAUUGGGACCCGAUAACCACAAAUGGAAGAUGUCUCUCGACGUUGACGAAGACGACAGUGAUCUCUCACCAGCAGUAUCGUGCAUCAAAGAUGUGCUGUUCGUCUGCAAGUUCCCGCCUUACACCGUGUACAGGUCUACUCAGAGUCCCUACGUAAUGGAAAAGUGGGGUGUUGGACUUGCAGAAGACAAGGAAAUUGAAUGCAUUGUGAAUUAUGAGGACAAGGUGAAGAAGCCGCGUAACACGAAGCAGAUGUUCGCGGUGGCGGCGGGCGAGCCGCAGCCGUACAUCCAGCCCCUGCAGCGCUCCGUCUGUCUCACCAUGCAGAGCGUCACGUCAAACGUCGACGUCAACGGUGGCUCGGCGACGGUGUUGUCCGUGUUCACGCGCGAGUCGACGGCGCCCGAGCUCUCGGGCGUGUGGAGAAACCGAGCGAAGGAUCACAGCCUUGUCAUCAAGGCCUCGCCGCUCCUCGCCCGCCGCAACCAAUCAAUGGUGAGCAAGCGGUCGGCUACAUCGCCCAACCUCACCGUGCCGCACCUCGACAUCGCCACGGCAACCGGGACGUCUCCCGCGGCGAAGCCCCGUCAGGAGGUGUCCUUCACCCUCAGCUCGGAGGACGACGAGACGGACAGUCCGGCCGUUGCCGACUGGCUGGACGAUCACUUUACAAGCGGAGGCAGGCCGCCGCCGCCGAGACUCCAGCGUCCGAAGAGCGCGAGGGAUGUCGCUCCGAGACCGGUGGCGCCGGCGCGCAAGCUCUCGGUGCCCGCGGUGGUGGCCGCCACGAUGCCGGCGGGCCCCCAGAGGGCGCCGUCGGACGACUCGAAGGACACGCUGACCGGCGGUGACGAGACGCUGCGCGAGUAUCGCGCGCGAUUGUGCUGCGUCGCCGUGCAGACUGACGCGGCCGCGUCGCCGGCGGCGGCGGUGUCGCGGCCGCGCGGAGGCGCCGGCGACGGGGCGCGGCGGGGGAAGACGCGGCAGAGACACGCGGAGCCCAGGCGCAGCAAGAGCGAGCAGCACGCCGAGUCGUCGUCGCCGUGGCGACACCGCGACGUGCCGCAUCGCUCGACCAGUGACGAGCCGCAGCACCCGAGGAAGUACCCGUCGCCGCGGGCAACGCAGUCGCCGCGGGCAACGCAGUCGCCGCGGGCAACGCGAUCGCCGCGCGAGAGCCGCGGCACGCCAAGCGUCCCUGAGGAACCGUCAUGGCCGCCGCAAGUUGCCGACGACACGCUACACGUCCCAAACUGCAACGGUUCGUCGAGGUCAGCACAGGGUGACGUAUGCGCGUUGGUGAACGACCUCGCGAGAAGCUCGCAGCCAGACCGGCACCACCACGCCGCGAAGCAUCAGCACACUGCGGCGGCGGGCACAGGCACGGGAAGGCGGCAGGCGCACGAGAAUCCGCACGACCACCCCGCGCACUACCGCCGCCGUGCGCAGCGCACGCUGUCGGGAAACUACAGCGGGCAGACGGUUGUCUCCGUGUCGCGCAAGGGUGCGUUCGGCCUCGGCGGCUGCAGCAUGAACAGCAUCGGAAUCUACGGUGGCUGCGCCAAGUGGAAGCGCAAGACGUCGGACGCGAGCUGUGACCCGGAGGAUUGACUUGACGCGUGCGCGGUCGCGUGGGAGAUCGUCUGAUGAUUGACAAGUGUUAAAAGAACUUGGGAUGCAUGCAGCUCAGUAAUGCAACGGAGUCCAUGUGUUUAUGAGCAGAACAUGUCCUCUGUUAUACAUGCGAUGGGGAUUGUGCAUCCUUAUAUUACAGAGGCACACCAGAUUCGACCUAAUUUCGCAUUAAAUAUGCAAAACAGCAGGAGGUUGCACCUAAUUUACGGUCGGUACAUUUACGGUCUGUUCUCAGGGCAACGAAUACCUCAUUCUAACCGGGUUUUUUGGUCAGUUAUCUAUAUAUGCCUUGUACGUGUUUACCCAAGUACAGGAUAACACAUAUAAUAGGAAUAUA
Priapulus caudatus is the source of this 3352-nucleotide messenger RNA. RefSeq names its product mitogen-activated protein kinase kinase kinase MLT-like. The transcript is spliced from 22 exons. Gene Ontology annotation, molecular function: ATP binding; protein kinase activity; protein binding. Lineage: Eukaryota; Metazoa; Priapulida; Priapulimorpha; Priapulimorphida; Priapulidae. The record is from RefSeq and is a predicted model, not a curated record. The coding region runs from base 40 to 2991 and encodes 983 amino acids. Gene Ontology annotation, biological process: protein phosphorylation. Gene Ontology annotation, cellular component: cytoplasm.